Anguilla anguilla (European eel) is the source of this 2682-nucleotide messenger RNA. It is a transcript of the gene tsr1, whose product is annotated as TSR1 ribosome maturation factor. The coding region runs from base 59 to 2530 and encodes 823 amino acids. Gene Ontology annotation, molecular function: GTPase activity; GTP binding; U3 snoRNA binding. The record is from RefSeq and is a predicted model, not a curated record. Gene Ontology annotation, biological process: endonucleolytic cleavage of tricistronic rRNA transcript (SSU-rRNA, 5.8S rRNA, LSU-rRNA); ribosome biogenesis; maturation of SSU-rRNA from tricistronic rRNA transcript (SSU-rRNA, 5.8S rRNA, LSU-rRNA). Lineage: Eukaryota; Metazoa; Chordata; Actinopteri; Anguilliformes; Anguillidae. Gene Ontology annotation, cellular component: nucleus; preribosome, small subunit precursor. The transcript has 15 exons.
AGUGGCCUCGUUUUAAACCCCUCCUGCUUCUGCAGUACUUGUAGCAUGUUUGUCAAAAAUGGCUGGUGACGGGGAGCAACAGCGAACACACCGGGCAGGGAUUUACAAACAGAAAAACAAGCUACACAAGCAUGGCAAACACCGGACAAAGGGAGAAAUUGAGCGAGAGAAUAAAGGUCGCGUGUCAGUGAUGGGCCUCACCAAGAAGCAGAGGCGGGAGCAGAAGAAGAUCGACCGGCGGCACAAAGCCAGUCAGCUGCGGCGCAACAAGAGAGAUUCGGUGCUGACGCAGAAGCGCAGCCUGGGCAGCAGAGAUGGACCCCCCCACCUGGUGGUAGUGGUGGCCCUGCACGACGGACUCAACGCAGAAGCCGUUGCACAUCUGCUCAGGGGAGAACGAGCGGGGGGGCUUGUGCAAGAGAAAGCCGGUGUGACUGGGGUCCCAGACAGCUUCGGCCUGGUUAUUCCCCGCUUUAAACAGAGGUUCAUCUUCGUCAACCCUGGCAGAGUGGACCUUCAUUCCCUACUGGACUUGGCCAAGGUGGCUGAUAGCCUGCUGUUUGUGCUGGACUACACAGUUGGGUGGGACAGCUAUGGAGAUUACUGCCUGUCCUGCCUCUUUGCACAGGGAUUGCCCAGCCAUGUGCUGGUUUGCCAGGGAGUGUCGGCGCUGCCGGUCAAAAAGCAGGUGGAGUGCAAGCGGGCGCUGCAGCGGGUGGCUGAGACACGCUUCCCCGGGGCGAAGCUCUUUCCCCUGGACACGGAGGAGGAGGCCACCCUGCUGCUCAGGCACCUGGGUGUGCAGAAGCAGAAGAGGCUGGGCUUCCGCUCUCACCGCUCACACCUGCUGGCCCAGCAUGCAUCCUACACCCCUCACCCCGCCGACUCUGCCACGGGAACAGGGACCCUGUGCGUCUCGGGCUACGUGCGGGGGCGUCCCCUGCAGGUCAACAGGCUGGUGCACAUCGUCGGACACGGCGACUUUCAGCUCAGCCGGGUUGAUGCCCCUCCUGACCCUCUGCCCCUCCUCUUUUCAACCCAACCCAAGCGUGAGAAAGGUGACAUGGAGAUGCAGGACGUGAAUGGCGCUGCAGUCCGGGUCCUGAUGGAAGCGGACCCCUCUCACAGGGAGAGCCUGCAGACGGAGGCUGAAGUGGACCCUAUGGAGGGAGAACAGACCUGGCCCACUGACACAGAACUGCUGGAGGCUGAAGAGGCCAGGAAGAAUAAGAAGGUAAUGAAGGUUCCCAAAGGGACGUCGAGCUAUCAGGCUGCCUGGAUCCUGGAUGAUGGAGAGGAGAACGGUGAAACGGAUCCUGAAAGUGAGGAUGACGACGACGACGAUGAAGAUAAUGAUAACACAAUGAUGGACGAGGUGGAAGAGGAAGAUGAUGAAUCUCCGGAUUCAGGUUCUGGUUGCGCCUCUGAUUCUGGGGAAGAGGAAGAGGAAGAGGAAGAGGAGGAAGUGAGCUCCACUGGUCGUGACCAGCCAGGGCAGCGGUACGAUGAGAAUAUGGACGAGGCGGAGGAGGGGGAGGAGCUGAGACGCUACCGCGAAGCGCGCGCCAACGACAUGUUCCCUGAUGAAGUGGACACACCUAUAGACACACCUGCCAGGAUCAGGUUCCAGCGCUAUCGGGGGCUGAAGAGUUUCCGCUCCUCGCCGUGGGACCCCCUGGAGAACCUCCCCCCUGACUACUCGCGCAUCUUCCAGUUCCAGAGCUUCGAGCGCAGCCGGCGGCGCGUCCUGGCCGAGGCCGCGCAGGAGGAAGAGGGGGCAAUGGUGGGCUGGUACGUGACGCUGCACAUCGCGGACGUCCCGCCCUCCGUGAUGGAGAGUUUUCAGGCCGGAAAGCCUCUGGUCCUGGUGUCCCUGCUGCCCAACGAACAGAAGAUGUCUGUGAUGCAUAUGCUGGUCCGGCGGCACCCAGCCAACACUGAGCCCAUCAAGGCCAAACAGGAGCUGGUGUUCCAGUGUGGGUUCCGCCGAUUUCGGGCCUCCCCCAUCUUCUCCCAGCACACCUCAGCUGAUAAGCACAAAAUGGAGCGCUUCCUGCAAGCCGGAACCCCCACAGUGGUGUCUGUGUACGCCCCUAUCACUUUCCCCACAGCCGGGGUGCUCCUCUUCAAACAGAGCCCUGAAGGCACGCAGGACCUGGUGGCCACAGGCUGCCUGCUGGGCUGUAACCCUCAGCGUGUGAUACUGAAGAGGAUUGUGUUGAGUGGACACCCAUUCAAGAUCAACCGCCGCUCCGCUGUCAUCAGAUACAUGUUCUUCAACAGGGAGGACAUCCUGUGGUUCAAACCUGUGGAGCUGCGCACCAAAUGGGGGAGGAGAGGCCACAUCAAGGAGGCUCUGGGUACACACGGUCACAUGAAGUGUGUAUUUGAAAAUCAGCUUGGCUCUCAGGACACCGUGUUGAUGAACCUGUACAAGAGAGUUUUUCCCCGCUGGACGUAUGAUCCCUAUGUACCCCUGCCCUCUGUCAGAGAGGGGGGUGAGAAGAUGGAGGAAUCCAAAAUGGAGUAGACGAGAGGGGUAGUGUGUGUUUACCCUGAAGGGGAGAUGGACUUUUGAGCAGGGGGGGAAACUGUAAUGUAAGCGAAGAAGUGAGGAGUAACUGCAUUUCCUGCUAACGGAGGAAAGUGCUGUCAUUUUAAUUAAAAUGUUUCCGUAUGUCA